This is a messenger RNA of Gilbertella persicaria, 2193 nucleotides long. RefSeq lists its product as uncharacterized. Gene Ontology annotation, biological process: transcription initiation at RNA polymerase III promoter. Gene Ontology annotation, molecular function: histone acetyltransferase activity. The coding region runs from base 1 to 2193 and encodes 730 amino acids. NCBI's taxonomy places the organism in Eukaryota, Fungi, Mucoromycota, Mucoromycetes, Mucorales, Choanephoraceae. Gene Ontology annotation, cellular component: transcription factor TFIIIC complex. The transcript is spliced from 12 exons. The record is from RefSeq and is a predicted model, not a curated record.
AUGGAAAACCAACCAGGGAUUUCACUCAAGAAUAAGCCUUACUUUAACGACUGUAUAAAGUGGAAUGAGGAUGGUCAGUUGGUUAUCUGUUUAGCUAACCAAGUUCAUAUCAUGACACCUAUUCUUGUGGGCAUGACUUCAAAAAAAGAAACCUAUAGCCACGCUGGUUUAUUCUUACCUCCUCUUGAGAAAAAGACAGAAAAUACGAUUAUUACCAAUAUGGAACAUGUUCAGACCUCUUAUUUAAAUGAAGAAGGCUUUCGUUGUGCCAAUUGGUCUUCAGCAGGCUUAUCUUCUUCUCAAAGUCCUUUCUUGGUUGUAGUGACAACCAAACAUCGUGUCUUGAUCUAUCAGAGUCCAACGAAAGAUGCUUUAAAUUCAGACUGGAAAUUAGCAGAAGAUUUGACAAAUCGCAUUGAACACCAUCAAAUCAAGCAUACCCACCCUACCAAGAUCAACCCUUUUCAUACACUAUAUGCCAGUUGGUCAAAGCGAUUAAUACCUAACUCAUUGGCAACAAAGCCAACAUUACUUGCCUUAAGCAACAAAGCAGGCGAUGUCAACAUUUGGACCUACACAAUUGAUACUGGGUUCGAAUUUGCCACUGUUAUCACACCACAUACAUCUUUUGUCAACUUAUUAGACUGGACAGAUUGGAAGAAAUUGAACGAGACAACAUACAUGACUUAUGUUGUCUCCAGUUGUACUGAUGGUACAGUGGCUUUGUCUAAAGUGCAAGCUGAACUCUUGGUGACUGAAAAAAGGACAUGGAUUCAAAAGACAGAAGCCAAGGUUGUGCAUACCUGGUUUGAUCAACAACCAGGACAUAUCACUUUGAUCAAGACCACAGAUAACUUCAAUACAGAUCAUGAACCUCGUAUUCAGAUUGCUUUAUGCAAAGGUGUCUGUCUCUAUCUAAACAGUUUCACCUUAGAUGCAGUAGAAAGUGAAUGGAAGAGUGUGGAUUUAGCCCAUUCUAUGCUGGGAUUAGCAGGUGGUGUUUGGCAAGGCAAUGUAUUUACUACCUAUACUAUGGAAGGAGAAGGGAUCUCGAUCGAUAUAGACACACUAGCCAUGGACUCACAAACCAACGCUGUACUGAACGUAAAGCUCUUACAGAAAUACAAACAGCAAUGGGCAGAAGAACAAAUGAGAGUGGAUGAUCAUAUUAUUGGUGCUUCAGAUGCUACACCGUAUGUCUGGGGCGCCUGUGAUGCACCUCAUCAUUUGUUUACGGCUAUUUACUUUAGUUUGAUACCGAAUGUGGAUGUACGUUAUGGACCAGAAUCAGGUGAAGAUUCUACUUUGGCUUUUAUUUUACAAAAAGAGCGUAAUCAAGAUAUCGAUAUACUUUGCAAAGACAUUGAUGCUUAUGUGAAUGAUCCUGAUUUCAUCUUUGUUCGGUCCAUCAAAGGGUUAGUGCGUGAAAUAUUGCAAUACCUUGUAGACGAUGAUAUGUCAAAGCCAUUUUAUACUUGGUUAGAAAAGUUGUGCGAGUAUUUUAAACAAGAACCCUCUAGUGACUAUGAUGAUAUGACCCGAACAAUCUACAGUGAACCAAGCAUGAUUGCCUCUAGAAUCUUGGUCAAUGCCAAUUUAGAAUUAAAAAACUAUAGUCCUCAGGUGUUUGAACAUGAAUUAAAGCAGGCUUAUACUAGUGCUAGUGCUUUAAUUCAAACGCAUUAUUUAAGCACGAUUCUUGGCUUUGCUUUAAACUUAUCAGAUCAAGAGUUUGUUGGAUUGAGCGAACAAGAUAAGAUGGUCUUGUUACUGCUGUCGGACACAGCUGUUAUGACAGGCAAUGAUGCCAUGAUUCAAAAGAGUAUGGAAAUCUAUGCUCGACUUCAAGACAAAUUCCCUGAUUUAGAUCUAUAUAAAGAAAUCAGUUAUGUUACUUCAGCAAAAGAUGCAAGUAUUGUAUUUGAACCUAAAGCAAGAGAGAAAUGCCUUGUGUGUCAAGCGCAUGUUCAAGUCAUCAAUAGCAGUUCUUUGGCUCAAUGCGAUGCUGGUCAUUUCUGGGAACUCUGCAGUAUGACAAAGCGUGUUUUGCAUUCUCCCAUUACACGCAAAUGUGUUUCUUGUGGAGCUAAAAGCUUAUAUCCUGAUGAAAAAGAAAAUACACUGAUUACGAAUGUUAUCCUUACUCAUUGCUCUUGGUGCAUUCAUUGUGGUUCAGCUUUAGUUGUCUCUUAG